CACUUUCUUAUCUCUCUAUUUCCCCUGCAGCGUGAAGCAGCAACAGAUGAACGGCGUCACGGAGCAAACAAACGGCCAGGCCAAGGCCACCAAUGGAGACGGCGCCCACGGCAAGCUCCGUCUCACGCCUGCCUCGCAGACGCAUCGCGGCAGGAACCCCGCGGGGCAGAGCUAUGUGCUGUCGCAGUGCUCUGGCGAGAGCCUCUACAUUCCCUCGUCGAACUCGAUCAUGCGCCUAGCCGCGGGCAAGGAGCAGACGGCCGGCUCGUUUGCGAUUGCCACGUCGCAGGGCGCUGCCUCCGAGGCCAUUGUGCCACACAUGCACAAGGACGCCCACGACACGUUUCUCUGCCUGCGCGGAAGCCUGCAGGUGUGGUGCAACAACGAGAGCCGGGUCCUCUAUCCCGGCGACUUUGCCUCUGUGCCGCCCAUGGCGAUCCACAGCUAUGCGCAGCGCUCGGCAGCCCACAACGACUUUUGCGGCGUGAUUUCGCCCGGUGGGUGGGAAGAGUUCUUUCGCGUCCUGGGCGACGCCAAGGAGGACGACGUGCUGUUCCCCACGGGCGACAAGGCGCCCUUUCCCGUCCAGCGCUUUGUGCAGGCGCUCCAGGAGGGCCACGAUGUGAUUCCGCAGCCUCAGCACGCCCUCGUCGAUGCAACCCCCUUUUCCGACAAGGACGAGACGCUGCCCCAGGACGCCAGCCCCUACUUUCUCAAGGCUGACACCGGUCCGCGCUACCUCCUGGCUGGGCAGCAGCUCGAGUUGCUGUGUGGCAAGGCAAACAGUGCCGGGCGCUUCUCGAUGGCCUGGCUCGAGGGCUCGUCGCAGCAGCCGACCUCGUUCCUGGGACCAGACGCUCGUGUCGCGUUUAACAGCACGUCCACCUACCUCCGAAUCAUCGACGGCGGCAUCUCCCUCACGGUCAAUGGUCAGCGGGAAACGCUCAACCAGGGCGAGGCAGCCGUCGUCGCCGCAGGAGACGCCUUCCGCAUCGACUUUUCCACGCCCUACGGCCGCGUCCUGCUGGCCUCGGGAACUGACCGGGACUUCCAGGGCGGCCUCGAGGAGCUCUUCAUCGCACACGGCCAGCGAGUCGACAAGAACGUGGUCCUGGGCCAGGAACUUGCUGCACCUGACCAGGACACGUUGCAGCGGUGGGCUUCCACUGUAGGCGCCAGACUCGUGUAAUAUCAAGCUAGCUAGUUAGCGCUUGUAAAUAGUUUCUACUCCGGGAUGGGCAACUGAGUCGGAUUGUGUGGGCU
This is a messenger RNA of Acaromyces ingoldii, 1263 nucleotides long. RefSeq names its product RmlC-like cupin. The transcript has a single exon. Lineage: Eukaryota; Fungi; Basidiomycota; Exobasidiomycetes; Exobasidiales; Cryptobasidiaceae. The record is from RefSeq and is a predicted model, not a curated record. The coding region runs from base 47 to 1189 and encodes 380 amino acids.